Molecule: messenger RNA, 2151 nt
Organism: Pyrenophora tritici-repentis Pt-1C-BFP
Lineage: Eukaryota; Fungi; Ascomycota; Dothideomycetes; Pleosporales; Pleosporaceae
Product: FAD-binding-8 multi-domain protein
Biological process (GO): superoxide anion generation; defense response
Cellular component (GO): NADPH oxidase complex; plasma membrane
Molecular function (GO): calcium ion binding; superoxide-generating NAD(P)H oxidase activity
Source: RefSeq, a predicted model, not a curated record
AUGGUUGAGUGGCUGUGCAACAGGCAAAGAGAUACCAAGCCUGGCUUCCGCUCCGCCAAAGGGCAAGUAGAGCCCGCCGGCUCCAACUCCGUCUUGGAAGUCUUGUCUUCUUGCCCAAGUCAACCACUCUACCCUGGAGGCACUUCCAGGUCAAUGGCUUCGCAAACCUCUCUCACCAACGAAGAAAUCAAGCAAUUCAUCGAUGAUCUCGACCAUGACAAGGACGGCAACGUUGACUACUGGGAACUAGAACGGAAACUGGACCAAGUGCACAAAGAGAUAGCACCGAAAGCGCAACCUCACAACCUCCAUCAUGCAUCAAGAGGCGAUGAAGCACGCCAUGAGUUUCUCCGCAACGUCAUCGGAACGCGCAAGGAUUACAUCAAGCGUGAGGAGUUCGCAGAAUGUGUUAAGAAGUGGGAUAUCCCAUCAUUGGAGCAUGACCGCAAAGAAGCGAAGAAUGAAGACGAUUACUUAAAGCACGUGUCCAUGUACCGACGUGCUCGCGCCUACUGGGCCGUAAAAGGACCCGAAAUCACGUUUCUUGCUCUGGUUGUCACCCUGAUGAUUGGCUUUGGUGUGUGGCAAUUCGUCAAGUAUCUCACAUUUGACCAGUAUACGCCAGCGUUUGGAUGGGGUGCAGUUUUGUCAAAGACAUGUGCUGGUGUGCUGUAUCCGACCUUCUUCUUCCUUAUUCUGUCAAUGUCCCGUUGGCUUUCAACAUUCCUCCGACGCUUCUACUUCAUCUCAAGAUUUAUCAACUGGGAUCUUUCUCAGUCAUUUCAUAUCAAGAUGUCCAUUGUCGCAUUGUUCUUCGCGACUUUGCAUGCCAUCGGCCAUCUGAGUGGCUCGUUCGUGUUUGGAAGCAUGGCAAGUCGACAGAACGCUGUCGCCAACAUAGUCGGACAGGACGCUGUACCACGCUCAUAUACUGACUACCUCCGGUCAUUACCAGGUUGGACGGGACUAACAUCACUUGGCAUGUUCUACCUUCUGGCUUUGAUGAGUAUGCCUCAGAUCCGAAAGUGGAGCUACGAGGUCUUUCAGCUUGGCCAUUUGCUCAUGUUUCCAAUCAUUGGAUUCAUGAUGGCGCAUGGCACUGCACAUCUGUUGCAAUGGCCCAUGUUCGGCUAUUGGCUUGCGUUCCCUACACUGAUGGUUCUGUUUGAGCGUCUGUGGCGCUUGGUUCUCAGCUUUCGUCCUAUACUCGCGGAGCUUGAGCUACUAGAUGAAGAAACUGUCGCCAUCACGGCGCAGGUCCCCAAAACUCGCCCAUGGGAUUACAAAGCUGGGCAGUACGUAUUUGUUCAGGUUCCGCAAUUCUCCAGGUUUCAGUGGCACCCCUUCACGGUAUCUACCUGUAUCAACAACACCAUGCAAGUACACAUCAAGGCCGAUGGGGACUGGACAAAUCAACUCCGUGAUUUGGCUCAGCAAGGAACGCGGACAACAAUCAAAAUUGGUCUUGAUGGACCGUUUGGAGCACCCGCCCAACGCUUCUAUGACUUUGAUUACAGCAUGGUCUUUGGUGCCGGUAUUGGCGUGACUCCCUUCUCAGGCGUGCUUACCGAUCUCCAACAACACGAGCUCGAGCGCGUGAAGUCCAUCGAUAGUCCUCAACAAUCCUCGGAUGAAGUCCCCAAGGAGCCUUCUCCAUACAACAGCCACCGCCGUGUCGACUUCCACUGGAUGGUGCGCGACAAGAAUAACCUCCUGUGGUUUUCCGAUCUCUUGAACGAGGUAUCCCGCGAGCAGCCCAAAGUCCCAGAUCUCGACAUACGCAUCAACACGUACGUAACGCAGAAGCGCAAGCAGAUAUCACAGCACGUUUUCCGCUGGCUCCUCGAAAAGCAUCGCACUGAUGACCAUCCGCGGUCGCCCAUCACUGGUCUCGUCAAUCCAACACAUUUCGGACGUCCUGAUAUUAGGGGUAUCAUGGAGCAACACUACGAAGACAUGUGUAAGGUUUUGGCGGAGCGACUCACCGAAAAGGACCGCAAGAAGGAUGAUGAAAUCAACGUUGGUGUCUUCUUCUGUGGACCACCUGUUAUCGGCCAACAGAUUGCGGAUCAAUGUAGCAUGUUGAGCGCAAGGGCGAGGAGCGAGGAUAGGAAGAUUGAAUAUCGCUUCAUGAUCGAAGUCUUUGGGUAG